Molecule: messenger RNA, 1599 nt
Organism: Verticillium alfalfae VaMs.102
Lineage: Eukaryota; Fungi; Ascomycota; Sordariomycetes; Glomerellales; Plectosphaerellaceae
Exons: 1
Coding region: 1-1599 (532 amino acids)
Biological process (GO): riboflavin biosynthetic process; FMN biosynthetic process
Cellular component (GO): mitochondrion
Molecular function (GO): riboflavin kinase activity
Source: RefSeq, a predicted model, not a curated record
AUGCACGACUCGUUCGCAGAUCUCGGCCCUCCGCCGCCGUACAGCCUUGAGCCGCUGCGCCCGAGCAGGUCGACGCCAAACCUCCGGCAGCAGGCAGCUUAUCAUUCCCAGACUUCUGAAUACGCGGCUUUUCCCGGCAUCGAUGUCAAUGGCCGCUUGCGAUGCCCGUCACCAGGACCACCUCGUAUGCAUUCAUACACCACGCAUGACCCCGUGCCAUCAACGCCCACCUAUGUCCCUUACCGACCGUACUCCCCUGCAUCUCACCAAUCACGACCUUCAAGCAGACACUCACAGAACCCCUCAUCAUUACCAGGGCCGCCGCCGCCCACGUCAGGCUGGAAGCCGCAGGUCGAAGUCCACACGCAAGAGCUUCGCUUAUACAGCCAGACCUUCCCCUUGAGCCGCCGGGAUCAGGGCCAGGAAACCGUCGGGGCUGAGACGCAAGCACCCACUCUCCCUACGAGGCCUGAGCUCCUCACGGCGACCUCUGAAACUACCACAGCAUCCUCCCAGGCGGUCUCCAAAGAGAAAAAUUUCCUUCAGAAUGCGUUCGACGAAGCAGUCUUCUUCGCUGGCGGUCUACUCCCACACCCGUCGGAGUCUACACGCCACUUCUCCAUCCUUCGCCACUCGCCUGCCCUCGUCUGGUACCGCGGGCCGUCAACGACUGUCACCAUCACCAUCUUCUCGGAUGAGACACUUCCACCAACGCGCUCCAUCUGGCUCCAACGCAAGGGCUACUCGGGCAACACAGGCAUGGCUCUCAAAUCCAUGCUGGGCACCACGACCUCCUGGCUCGACGUGACCCCCUCCAUCGCCGCUCCUCUGUCAUCCGUGCCGGCCACGGACGAACGCGCCUAUCAGCGCGACAUGGCCAAGUUCACCAAAAAGGCCUCCGGCAACGCCAAAAGACAUAUGGCCCGCGAAACGCACGUUGUGCGCAUCCCUGCCGCCGCUGAAGACGGAUACUUCCGUCUAGUUCUCUGCUCUGGUAGCGAGUCUGGCAGGAAGAAGACGCUCUGUCCUUCGCCCGUCUUUCGCGUCGCCAGUACCUCUACCGACGCCAGCAUGGUCAAGGGCGCCAGCCUCGCCACCAUGCCCAUCGAGCUGGGUGUCAAGGUCGGCAGCACCAUCGCCUCCAACGUCGUCAACCGCUACGUCGGGCCCGCUCGCAUGGCUGCUACCGCUGCCACCACGGGUGUCAUGCGUCGCGUGGAGAAGAAGGGCUUCGUUGCUGCCCGCGCCCACGAGGUCGCCAUGGCCAAGGCUGGCCUGCGCACGCAUGUUUCUUCCAUGGAGACGCGGUACGCCGGCAGCCGUGGCGCCGGAUAUGCCGCCCUACAGGCGGAUGACAUCCUCCUAGAAGGCGCCCCGCCUGAGGUCGUUGGGCCGGACGAAGGUCCUGUGCAGCCGUUCCCCCUCAAGUUUGAUGGCAAGGUCUGCCGAGGAACAGGCCGUGGUGGCAUGGAGCUCGGCGUGCCCACGGCCAACCUGGGCGACGUGCCCGAGGACAUUCGCCUGCGCAUGCGCGGCGGUGUACAUGGCUUGGGCGUGCAUCGUGCCGAGCCCGGGUCUGCCGGAGACGCUGUCGUCUGA